Triticum turgidum subsp. durum (durum wheat) is the source of this 2406-nucleotide messenger RNA. NCBI's taxonomy places the organism in Eukaryota, Viridiplantae, Streptophyta, Magnoliopsida, Poales, Poaceae. The record is from the annotation of a GenBank genome assembly.
AUGAUGUUGGUCACAACAAGAUUUCCAGAUGUUGCUGAUAGAGUGCGCACAAUGGAGCCCUUCCCAUUAGAUGGUUUGAAUGAGGAUGCAUUUUGGGAUUUCUUUAAACUUUGUGCGUUUGGGUCUGCGAGUUCUGAGAAUGAUCCUGAGUUAGAGAGGAUUGGGAAAAGGAUAGUUCCAAAGUUGAAGGGUUCUCCUUUGGCCGUCAAAACUCUUGAGCGUCUAUUAGGAAUGAACCUUCAUACAACACAUUGGAACAAUAUACUAGAGAGUGAACUCUGGAAGUUGAAACAAGAGAAAACUGAUAUUUUGCCAGCCCUUCGGUUGAGCUAUAUAUAUUUGCCAUUCCACUUGAAGAGAUGCUUCUCGUUCUGUGCUCUAUACGCCAAAGAUCACAAAUUUGAAAAGGGCCGUUUAGCUGAAAUUUGGGUAGCAGAAGGCUUUGUGGAGCCUCAAGGCGACAUUCCACUUGAAGAUAUUGGCCAUCAGUACUUUGAGGACCUUGUAAAUAGGUCCUUCUUUCAAAAUGUUAGCGGUACAUACAUAAUCCAUGACUUGCUGCAUGACAUGGCAAAGCUAGUGUCAGAUCACGACUGCUUCACCAUAAGAAAUAUGAGGGACUUCCAAAUGGUUCCCCAGAAUGUUCGUCAUCUGUACAUACUCCCAAGCAGAGACUUGAGCACUCCCAACUUGUUGAGCCUAAGCAAGCACACAAAGCUGCAUACGCUAAUUUGUGACAUGUCUUUUGGGAAUGAAGCUGCAGUUAUAAUGGACCGUUGGUGUAGUGAGCUUCAGCGUUUGCGUGUGCUUUUUUGGGCCUCUUCAAAUGAGUUGCCAGACAGUAUUGCCAACUUGAAGCAUCUUCGGCAUCUUGAAAUCUCCAAGGCUUGUGCUUUCAAGAGCUUUUCUUCAGCAUUUUGCUCCCUCUAUAAUCUGCAGAGAUUAUACGCGAAGGAGUGCAAGUUAGAAAGCUUGCCCUGUGACUUUAGUAAGUUGAUAAGUUUACGGAGAUUUAAAUCACGAGGAUUUGAAUAUUAUGCAGGGCGCACUCUGAAUAUUGAUGCAACCAAUCGGUUCGAAAUGAAGUUGAUAAAGAAUUUGAACCAAUUUGAUGGACAUAUGAACAUAUGCAAUCUUGGUUCUGUGAGCAAUUGUUAUCCUACAGAAUUUAAACUGAAGGAUAAGAAGUAUCUACGCAGACUGGAACUGACAUGGUCUUUGGCGUCCUCUCCUGAGGACAAAGGAGUGCUUCAAGCCCUACAGUCUCCCACCUGUCUGGAAUCUCUGUUCCUCAAAGGUUAUCCAGAUGUGUCUCUUCCAAAUUGGUUUCAGCAGCAUAGAAACCUAAGUGAGAUGCCAGCUGUGCCAGUUGACAACAAUAAUGAUGAGAUUGGUACUUUGCCGUCCUUGGAAGAGCUAGCCAUUCUUUACUGUCGAAAUCUACGAAGCGUCGAACAACUUCUGUGUCCAGCUUAUGUGCCUGCCAUCAAGAGAUUAAGGAUUGCUGGUUGCCACCAGUUAAAAUCAUUACGAACUGUAACGUUAGGUGGUUUUCAUUCCCUUGAAAGAUUAGAAGUGUGUGGUUGUCCAAAUAUCCGCUCGAGAGGUUUGGUGGCGCACUCCCUCAAGACACUCAAACUGGAAAGUUCUGGGAAUCUCACAAACAAUAUGCAGUGCUGCUCCCUCAUCGAGUUCUAUUUAUCAAGUGACUAUGUCACAACCAUCCAUCCCCAAAUGUGGAAUCUUCCAGCUCUACAAAAGUUGCACAUUGCAAACUGCAGAUCUCUUACAUCUGUUGGACAAGGACAACCACCAAUUAGGGCAUUCAAAUCCCUUACAUUCCUAAUCAUUGACAAUUGUGAGAACCUGGCAACCCUUGAUGGUCUUCUAACAGAACUAUGUUUGCCUGCCAUUCGAAAGAUUGAUGUUAGGAAUUGUGGCAAGUUACAGUUCCUUUUUGGUGAAAGGCCUGGGAGUUUUCCUUCCCUUGAAGAUCUGUUGCUUCAUGAUUGCCCUAGUCUCAAAUGGCCAAGGGAAUUAGUGUUACCAUCAUCCCUAAAAAAGCUCCACUUAGUUCGAUGUGGGGAUAUUUCCUCCUGGUUUUCAAGCUGCCUACAAAACCUCAAAUCUUUGGCUGAACUGGCUUUGAUUGGAUGUCCAAGUAUAACAUCCAUUCCACUCGGCGUCUACAGAAGUGAUCUCGCUUCGCUUGAUGCAUUGUAUAUCUCGGGUUGUCCAGACCUCGUGUCAAUUGGCGGAGCAAAGGCAGUUGCAAAAAUAAAGUAUGUGGGCAUUUACGAUUGCCCAGAGAUGGAGGAUCCUAAGCAGCCUGUGAGCAGAGGCACAGAUAUGUUGUCACUUACACUUCAACCUUCACCCUCCUGUUCAUUUCCGACUCAGUUGUAA